Molecule: messenger RNA, 296 nt
Organism: Lasiosphaeria miniovina
Lineage: Eukaryota; Fungi; Ascomycota; Sordariomycetes; Sordariales; Lasiosphaeriaceae
Exons: 1
Source: RefSeq, a predicted model, not a curated record
AUGAGUCUUUUCUGGGUUUUGGUAUGUAUGGCAUGUCAUGUCAUCCAUGUAUUGUACGAAUACCCACAAAGUGUUUCUCGAACUUGCAAGGAGAAGGAGAAGGAAAAUAAGACGUACCGUAUUUGGGACGGCUAUCUCCCCCUCGUUUCGCUCCUUUCGCCUCUCGCAACAUACCUACAUUACAUACCACAACCAAAAACAAAGACAAAGGGAAGCGAAAAAAGAAGUACAUACAACACCAGGGAUUCGCUGGUGGUCACCCACCCAACUACUAGUCUGGCGAUUAGAAGCUUAUC